GACUAGGAGCUCGGCGAUCGAAGGACUGAGCGGAUCGACAGACACGUGGGAAUAGUAACCUCUUCUUCGAAUCUCUAUUAAGCUUAGGAAUUGACAGCAAUGUCUUUUAACCAAAAAUGACAGGCGGGAACGAAAAAAGAAAAUGGCGCGCAAGAAAAUGCGAAAUGGAAGAGGGGGGAAAAAAAAGAAGGUUCUCAAUAAGUACAGGAGAAGAAUACAGAUAGACUAUCCCGAAACUAUAAGAAGAGGAAAAGUCGGGACCAGGAUGGCUGCUGCACCGAGAAAUUGGUCAAGCCAGAAACAAAGAAGAAAAUCAAAAGGGAGGAGAGACAGCGGAGGAGAGGGAGGGAUGGAGGGAGAGACGGAAGAAAGAGAAGGGAAAGACGAGAUAGCAGGAGAGCAACACGCGAGAGGAAAGGAUCGUUGGAGGAUACAAAUAGUAACUGGACUGGACGGAACUGAGGAAGAAUGACGGUGUGGAUGCGAAAGCAGUCGAGAACCCAGGCUAGCCGGUCCCAAAGCUACUCUAAGCUUGG
Molecule: messenger RNA, 536 nt
Organism: Aspergillus sclerotioniger CBS 115572
Lineage: Eukaryota; Fungi; Ascomycota; Eurotiomycetes; Eurotiales; Aspergillaceae
Exons: 1
Coding region: 143-472 (109 amino acids)
Source: RefSeq, a predicted model, not a curated record